CGUCAAUGCAACGAUGGGACAAUUGUUGCCGUCAGCAGCACGGGCGCUAGAGAGCACAAAUGCGGUACUCAAUGCCAUGGGGACUUUGAUUCACGGACGACCCGGCGAACACUACGCCUGGAAUGAAGUGCCCAGGGAAGAUGUGCUUGGUUUAUGAAAAGAUUAUAGAUACUUACUUACAUGUCAAAAGCGUUUCUUGAGCCGUAAGCAGCCUCUCUCUCUAUUUGAUACCCGGCUGCUAUGUAUUCAAUUUCAAAAAAGUUGAAGUUCGUAGUGCUAUACAGGGACGAUGAACGCGCUCGUUGUAGUACUCAUGAUUUUGAUGUGGUCUGUGGCUCUUGAUCUACAUGUGGCUUAAUCCCAAGAACAUCGUCAUUUCUUCCUUGUUCAUAUGAUGGGGGUGUUGGUGUGCCUGUUUUAUUGCACGAAUUCCAGGACGCUUUGUUCGAGUUCUUCUUUCGAGAGGAGGACGCCGGUGAACCCCAGGAGGAGGACGAG
Messenger RNA from Amoebophrya sp. A25, 498 nucleotides. Lineage: Eukaryota; Dinophyceae; Syndiniales; Amoebophryaceae. The record is from the annotation of a GenBank genome assembly.